AUGGCUGCUGAAACCGGAGCCUCCACGGGCGCUGAGAGCCCCAAACGAGAGCCAACUUCUCCGACGUCCCUCGGCUCAAUCCCUCAGAAACGCCUCUUUGAGGAUGAUCACAGCCCCGCCGUUCCCUCACCUCUCAACCCAGACGCCAGCGUCUCCGAGCUGCCUCUCCAUGACGACGCGUCACAGUCCAAGAGCUCCAAACCUGCGAGAGCGAAGAAGGAUAGCUUAAAGAAGCGAGAGACCAAAGGAGGCGGCCGUGACAGCUCUCCCGCGACGCCAGACCACAGAUCUGUCAAGGAGCAGAAUAAUGUCGACUCUCCCCUACGCUACAAGCUGGCUCCACCAAAGCCGUCCGACUUUGAGCCUCCCCGCGGCCCCGUCAUGACACCGCACCACGAGAUAGAUGGCGUGGGAGGACGGGUAGAAUUCUUCGAAACCUCUGACCAUGUCUUCAACAAGAAGAACUUCCGCUACACCCAUUGCAUCGCCGACCCCCUCUUCCCUUCCACCCUGUACUACCGACAGACCGAAGCCGAGCCGUUCGGACCGCGCAUGAGCUACGAAGAUGCCGCCACGAGUGUGUUUUUCGACAAGUCAGGACGAGGCGUCACGACCGACAAGGGGUUUCGGAUGGCUCGCGCCAACGUCGCCGUCAGAGAAGGGCGAUGGUACUGGGAAUGCAAAGUCACCCAGGGGGUACGAGAGGCCGCGGAGCCCGGCGAGAAACCCGAGGGCGGGAAACACGUCCGCAUGGGCUGGGCCAGACGCGAGGCGUCACUCGACGCGCCAGUCGGAUUCGACGCAUACAGCUACGGCAUCCGCGACGUCGCAGGGGAAAAGGUCUUCAUGUCGCGGCCAAAGCCCUUCUUCCCCGCCGGCGACGGCAUCCGCGAGGGCGACGUCAUCGGCCUCGAGAUCCAGCUACCAUCGGAGAACAUGCAGCGAAAGAUCAUGUCCAGCACGUACAACCCGGCCAUCGAUGUCGCCGACGACGAGCGCCCUCCCGGCGCAGAGGCGCCCAACAUCGUCCGAGACAGGGUGCCCAUCCGCUUCAAGGCCCACACGUACUUUGAAAAGAUCGAGUACCACACGACUAAAGAAUUGGAAGAUUUGAUGAACCCGUCGUCAAUCGGGUCCAGCUCGUCGUCGGGAACCCCCCAUCCCCUGCACCCGACCCCGGCGCUCCGAAGCCUCCCCAACUCAUGCAUCAAAAUAUACAAGAACGGCCAGCUCGUCGGCACCGCGUUCGAAAACCUCCUCGGCUUCCUGCCCCCGGCGUCGAAACCCCAACCGCAGGUCGGUGCCCGAGAGGGCCUCGACGACGGCAUGCUGGGCUACUACCCGGCAGUGAGCGUCUUUCGCGGCGGCGCAGCACAAGUCAACUUUGGCCCCGACUUUUGGUACCCUCCUCCAGGCUUUGAGGCUGCUCCGUCCGGCGGGGAGGACACGCCACAAUCGAGAUGCAGGAGGCUCCGUGCCGUCAGCGAGCGAUACAGGGAGCAGAUUGCAGAGGAUAUAGUGUACGACAUCAUCGACGAGGUGGACUUUUGGAUGCAAGAUGGCGGCGGGGCGACAGACACGACGGGGGUCCAGGACAAGAGCGAGGCCGUGGCCGCUGCGCCUGGGACCGAAGAGAUUAAGGAGCUGGUGCAGGACGAUUGA
Molecule: messenger RNA, 1662 nt
Organism: Metarhizium album ARSEF 1941
Lineage: Eukaryota; Fungi; Ascomycota; Sordariomycetes; Hypocreales; Clavicipitaceae
Product: Ash2-trithorax family protein
Exons: 2
Coding region: 1-1662 (553 amino acids)
Cellular component (GO): Set1C/COMPASS complex
Molecular function (GO): transcription cis-regulatory region binding; protein binding
Source: RefSeq, a predicted model, not a curated record